Messenger RNA from Penaeus monodon (black tiger shrimp), 588 nucleotides. Its product is annotated as basic salivary proline-rich protein 4-like. The transcript has 2 exons. The record is from RefSeq and is a predicted model, not a curated record. Lineage: Eukaryota; Metazoa; Arthropoda; Malacostraca; Decapoda; Penaeidae. The coding region runs from base 1 to 588 and encodes 195 amino acids.
AUGCAGCUUCCGGAGAAAGUUGAGGAAUUUGCCAAAUCCCCCAAAGAAGCCCGUCUGCAAAAACCCCCACACUGUUCUCCCUCUCAAAUGGGACCCCCUCAGGGAGGCCAUUCAGAAACGGGGCCCCCGGGAGAACCCCUGCAAGCACUCGAGCGACAAUUGAAACUUCUGGGCCCUGGGCGGGGCGCGAACCGGGGCCCCCCGGGGCUGAACCUAUCCUUACCCGCCGGGUGCCCAGCCCCAGCAGUAACCCCAGACAAAUUUGAAAUUCUCGCGCCGGGGCGGGCGCGAACCGCCGACCCUGGGAUGAGGGGGCCGACACGUUACCACUGUAUGCCCGGACUUAAUAGACACAGCCGGGGCUCCCCUUCAUGGCAUACCCCGGGCAUAAGGAUAACCGAUGUGCGAAGCUUACCCCCCCCGGGAAAAUGCCAGGGGGGAACCCGGCAUUGUCGACUAAUGCCGCUCGCUCCGUGGGGCCCCGGUGCUGACUCGGCUGAACCUAGUCCUUACCCGCCUUGGUGCCCAGCCAAGAGUAAACCCCCGGGCGACGUUGCAACUUUUUUGGGGGGAGACCCCCUUGGAUGA